Oryzias latipes (Japanese medaka) is the source of this 837-nucleotide messenger RNA. Lineage: Eukaryota; Metazoa; Chordata; Actinopteri; Beloniformes; Adrianichthyidae. The record is from RefSeq and is a predicted model, not a curated record.
UGUACUACCAGGUUCCUGAAGAGGUUUGAAGAUCUCCUUGGAUGGGCCAGAAUGAGAAUCAAACCCUCAAAGUCUCGCAGUCUCUCAAUCCGGAAGGGGGUGAGGAAUGACCACAUCUCUUUCACAGUGAAUGGAGAAAGAAUUCCAUUGUUGGCUGAGCAACCAGUGCGAAGCUUGGGAAGACUGUAUACGGCGGAGCUGUCUGACAACCACAUGCCGGCCACCAUUAUGCUCCAGCUUAGGGACGGACUGGAGAGGAUUGACAAAAGCCACCUCCCAGGGAAAUUCAAAGUGUGGUGCUACCAAUUCAUCCUCUAUCCACGCUUGAUGUGGCCCCUGAAGUUGUGUGAGAUUACAUCAUCCACAGUAGCAAAGAUGGAUGCCAAAGCAAACAAUUUCAUCCGUAAGUGGCUUGGAUUACCUCGAAGUCUGUCCAACACAGGCCUUUUUGGGAGAAACACACUCCAGCUGCCACUGAAGCCCAUCAGCCUAGGCUACAGACAGGAGAAGACAAGGCUUGUGCUUGAGCUGAGAGACUCAACCGACCCUUUUGUAAGAAACACCAAGGCUCCUGUCCGAACCGGAAGCAAAUGGAAGGCAGAAGAGGCUGUUGACCAGGCCAUCAGCAAGUUUAAGCACAACGAAAUCGUGGGAAAGACGCAGUCCGGCAGAGCUGGGUUAGGCUGGGGAACAGCCCCCAAGUUCUGGUCGAAAGCCACAAAAAAUGAGAGAAAAGAGAUGGUAAUUGCAGAGGUGACCAGGAGCGAGGAAAACCAGUACAAGAUUAAAGCACUCAGCCAGCCACAACAAGGGAAGGCGUGGUCAAUACGACCAUAG